Messenger RNA from Daktulosphaira vitifoliae (grape phylloxera), 1327 nucleotides. RefSeq lists its product as uncharacterized. Bases 592 to 1101 code for a protein of 169 amino acids. The record is from RefSeq and is a predicted model, not a curated record. NCBI's taxonomy places the organism in Eukaryota, Metazoa, Arthropoda, Insecta, Hemiptera, Phylloxeridae. The transcript is spliced from 4 exons.
ACAAUGCAUACUAAUUAAGGUUGACGACGGACUUAUGCAAUUAUGCAUAGAUAGAUUUUAGAGUUGUUAAGUUCUUUUUUACUUUAUCAAGUCUAUAUUUGACUCUUUUUUUAUUUCAGGAAGCAGAGCAUAAUUUAAGAAAUGUUGACUGCAUGACACUAAAAAAGUUAUACUACGCCUCUAUUAGUGCCACAAAUAUAAAUAAGUGAGCACGGGAGUGCCUGAAAAUGUAGGUUAUGUUCAAAAUGGAUUCAUCAAUAAGUCAACGAAUAUGAUUGAUGUUGAUGUCCUUGAGACUAUCUAAAAUUUCAACAGUAUUUUCAUUUUAAACAAUUAUUCUAAAAAAAUACUUCAUUAUUAAGUAUUUUUAUUUUAAAUAUCAUAUUGUAGGUUUAAAAUUUCAGUAAACAUAUGAUCCCUAUAAAUAACCAAUACACCAACAAUAAUCUUACAGUGAAACUCAUUUGUAAUUAUACAAAGUUGUUAAUAUUUAAAAUAUUUUUUGCUAAAUUUACAGGGUCAUCAAAUUAUAAAAAAAAUACAUAUUUAGAAAAACUGAAUGAAUAAUUAUUUUACAUUACCAAUAAUAUAAUGAAUUUGUUUAUAGUUGCUUCUAGUCUUAUAAUCAUAUUAUGUUGCCAAAUUUUUAUUGAGGCUAGUAGUUUUGAGCCCCAAAAUGGAUGUUUUAACUAUGGUUGUUAUGGGUGUCAGAACCAGAAAAAACUUUUAAGCGGAACUUGUAAUGGAUGUCUAUCUUGCUUGUCUGGAAACCAGGCCGGAGGAGCCUCAUCUUUCUCUGAGAGAUCUGCAAUACCUUCUUAUAUUUCUACAGUAAACCAAAUUCCUUUGUACCCUUAUUAUAUUAGUGGCAAUAAUUACGGGCCAAAUGGUUAUGGUUUGUGUAGCUACGGUAGUUAUAGUUCUAUUGAUGGAUGUAAAUUUAAUAUGAUUAGUAAAGAUCUUUUACCAAAAAAACCGCAAUUAUCCAACAAAAUAAUAUCUAAAAGAUUACUUCAGAAGUUGAAUAAACUCGAUGGAUAUGGUGGUAGAUACCAACAAGGGAUGACUCCUUAUUAUGAUCAGUCUAGUGUACAAAUAUAAUCAUAAAUAUUAUAAAAUUUUUAUAAUAUUUGAUAUAAUAAUAUUUAUUAAGUAUAAAUAUUAUUGUGAAAUUAAAUUACAAAAAGGAGAAUGCUUAAAACAUUCCGUUAAAAAUUGUAUGAAAAGAAAAACACAAAAAUAGUUUUUCAUACAAAACAAAUCUAUCAAUAAAAUUAGGAACAGCAUUGUGUCACAUAAAAUAAGUAAAAUUAUAUAUUAAUAUCAA